Molecule: messenger RNA, 695 nt
Organism: Racocetra persica
Lineage: Eukaryota; Fungi; Glomeromycota; Glomeromycetes; Diversisporales; Gigasporaceae
Source: the annotation of a GenBank genome assembly
GUGGCCUUUUUCGAAGGAAUACUGUCGUCACCCCUAAACGCGAUGAAGAAUUUGGAGAUUACGCGACUGUUAUUAGCUCGGAGGAUGACCCAAAAAGACUUAAGGAAUACAUCACUAGACUUUACAAGUCUCUAAAGGAAAAGAGUAAAGGUCUUAAGUCAGCUUAUACAAAACUCGAUUUGUUGAAUAAUGAAAUCAGUCAAGAGAAGGUGAGGUUGGUAGAUAUUGAAGAUGAAAACAAGUCACUUCGAGACCAAAUGCAAGGAAUGGCCGAUCAAUUGGCGUCCAAGGAUGAAUUAUUUAGUCAAUGGCAGGCAAAGUUGGUUGAACAGACACAAAGAGAACGCGAUGUGCUAAUUGAAGAAAUGGAUGAAGAGCGCGCGCAAUUCAAAGAACGAAUCAAUCAACUUGAAGAUGCUUUAAAUAUCGCCAAUGUAGAAAUUACACGAUUAACUAUCGAGAUGACUGAUCUAACUAAUUCACAAAAAAAGAGGCGAAUGUCAACAACUAGUAGUAAAACAACUAGUAGUACGACGGAUGAGAAUAGGUCUUCCUUGGAUAUAUUAUUUAAUGGCAAGAAAAAUAAAGAUGAUGAUCGAUAUGAACUUACGAAACAAAUCUUAGAGAUCACACAACGAAGGAUAAGUCUACAAACGGAGCUUACAUUAUUAGAGGACCAGUAUGAUGAUUUAAAG